This is a messenger RNA of Megachile rotundata (alfalfa leafcutting bee), 1875 nucleotides long. RefSeq lists its product as uncharacterized. NCBI's taxonomy places the organism in Eukaryota, Metazoa, Arthropoda, Insecta, Hymenoptera, Megachilidae. The record is from RefSeq and is a predicted model, not a curated record.
AUGGUUAUCGAUCUGUCGAACACCACUUCCGAGGUGAAUUUAUUAAAAACAUUCUCUCACGAGGAUCGCGAUUUGCUCGACUAUGUAGCAGCUGAUAAAUCUUCUUAUUUGGUCUUAAGGAGUUUUGAGGAAGUCAUCACUGUAAAGGGCACGAAGGGAUCGGUGUGCAUAGAGCAGUCACCGUUGACAGUGAAACCAUGGUACAGUGAUGGGGAAUCGUUCGAGGUGGUAGAGGUGGUCAUACUGCUAAUAGCACUUCCCAUGUGCAUAGCACAAUUUUCAAUACAAGGACCUAGUGACGGGAACCGAGUCGCCCAGGGUCUAACAAUACAGGAAGGGAAAGGAGUUCAAUACACAGAACAAAGUGAACCAGUGAACGGUGGUUUCACAAUUCAAGGCGCCUCAGAUGGUCACUCGAACGUUCAAAGUGGCAAUGAUGGCCAUACAAAUUUCAAUAUUCGGGGUUCCACUGAUGGUGGAGCAGAAAGGUACAAUUUCCAGGGAGCUACUACUGGACAAUAUAAUAUUCAGGGAGCAUCGGAUGGACACAGUCAGCCACAGUCGAUCAUUCGAAGUUCAUAUGAUCCUAGCUCUUCUGCUAAAUCUCUUCAAUACAAUGAUCCCAGCGGAUCAAGGGUGAGCUGGAGAUCGUACGAUCGUCAAUCAUUGCCAGGGCCACAACAGCAAUAUUCGGAGGCAACGAUUCCAGUUAGACAGCGACAACGACCUCAUCCACAACGGCAACCACAACCGCAAGCUCUACCGCAGCCUGAACCAGCUCAGCUACCAUCGAAAAGUUUGGAUAGCGCACCGCAGUACAUUAAACAACUACUGGAGUUCCAGACCCAACUUCCAUAUGUGAACAUCAUUCCUGAACCGUUUAGGUACGAUGCGUUAGUGACAGCACAGGGAGAAACUCAAGGUAAUCAACCGGUUCAAUACCAACGCCAGGAACAGGAAGCUCCAGAACCACGGCGUCCAUCUUACCGCGGGAAACCACGUGGUCCACCCAGACACAGAAGGCAAGCGCCAGAGCACAGACCGGAAGGUGUGCCGCAACAAAGCCGCAGACUUUCGCAACCGCCUCCUGAACCUCAGUACAGAUAUUCAACAAACUUGCCUCCAUCGCUCGAGCAGAUCUUAAAAUUCCAGGCUCAGACGCCUUACAUUAAUGUUAUUCCUGAGCAGUUUAGAUUCAAUCCGGAGCCAUCAAUAAGGGAGCAACAGCAGCAAGUGGAAAGUCAUUACAAGGAUCUCCUCAGCCGACAACCAACAGAACCAGUGGUGCAAGCAGCAUCCUUCGGACGAGCCUCGACUCGAGCUCAACCUUCAGAGCCAGCUCCCGAGUAUUCCCGACAAAGAAGACAAGCACACCAGCAACGACCACAACCCCAACAGCUUCCAGCAGAGCCUCGUCCACAAUACUCAACCAACAUUCCACCCCAAAUUCAGAGCCUGCUGAAGUACCAAGCUCAAAUUCCGUACAACAUCAUAGCUAACCAAAUCACUUAUCGCCCUGAGAAGCCCUACGUGCCUCAACCUGUUCAAUCGCAACCUUCGCAACAAUCUCAGUACGAAGCUCAGCAAGCGCAGUACGAACCUCAGCAAGCACAGUAUCAAGCUCAGUACCAACCUCAGCAAGCUCAGUACCAACCUCAGCAGGCUCAGUACCAACCUCAGCAAGCUCAGUAUCAACCAGCAGCUCAGUACCAACCUCAGAGUGCUGAGUACCAACCGCAGUACCAGACUCAGGCUGACCAAUAUCAGGGUCAAUCGACUGGUUACAAUCAGCAGUACUCCAGUCAGAUACAGUACCCAGCUGGGUACCAACAGUCUGGAAACGAAGUUCGUCCUGUCACUGAAAAUCAGUACUGA